AUGACCACUUCCUCUUCUGCCUCUGUUCUUUCCAUCACUCCUACUCCUCCUACACCUCGCUCUCGGUCUGCGUCCGUGUCUGCUUCCUCUAUUCAUGGCCUGUCCCUCAAUGCUAACGGAUCGGUCCCACCCGUUCCACCUGUGCCCCAUCCGAAUGCAACGCACUCAUCCCUCAUCCCCUCCAGAUAUGUCAAGCAUGCUUCGUUAAUCAAUAACUGUUAUCCCGCAAAGUCGGAUGAGAAGGGUCCCAAAUCAAGUGAGCUCUCCUACUUGGUCUUUUAUACCACCUCCAAACCCGUCAAGCUGACUAAAGUCGGUAGCUUCAUCGAGAACAAAGUCGUGCGCGACUAUCGCAAGAAACGACUCAAUGAUGUCCAUUGUUCACUCGAGAUUAUCAAAGCACUCUUGAUCGCAAGCAAGGGUCAUCUCAACAUCUUCUCCAAAAAUAUUGUUGCCAUCCUUGACACUCUCCUGGUCGACACAUCGGACUUUGACAUUGUCAGGCAUUGCCAGAUCGUCUUUUCAGCCUUUUGCGCCGCUCAUGAUGGCUCCACCCUGGGUGUAGACCAAGACUUCCGAACUCUUUAUGAGCGUGUUGUGGCUCGGUUCUCCGAUAUUGCAACCCUACAGGGCGAUGAGAACAACAAGUACCGAUUGGUUGGCCUAAAGGCUCUGGAGAGUGUCGUUUCAUCUGCUGCACUCCACGCAUACGACCACAAGUCUCAGCUCAAUCUCGUCCUUCCUUCCAUCAUCGACUGUCUGAUCGACGCUAAGGAUGGCAUUCAAAUCUCGUUGGAGGACUCUUCCUCCGCACCAGCCUCUCCACGCCCAUCAACAUCAACACGUGCACCGACCCAUGUGGAGAAGGACGUUGCAGAGGAUGAGGUUACAGCUCACGCACUGCAGUGUCUCCGUGCUCUUUUUAAAACACAAAACGGCGACAAUGUCAGACAGGCAUUGGAGCCCACCUUCUCUUAUCUGGACGAAUAUGGAGUCUGGUGGCCUUCAAGCAUCACUGUUGGAAUCAUCAAGGCCAUCAUGAACCCAAUCAUGCCACAGUUCCGUUAUAUGGUCGUCAACGAGGUUAUUGCACGGAUUGAUAGUGUCGACUCGACCACCCCGGAGAUGUCUCUGCGAUUGCAGAAAAAAGUCACAUUGAUCUCUGCAUUGGAGGCUAUUCUGUAUUCACCCUUGACCCUCGUUGGCAUGCCCGUCCUCGAGGUUCUGAAUUCACUUUUGACGGCCCUCUCGAAAUCCCUUUCUGUUUCAACAUCGUUGAGCAAAGAGGGUGAAUCCAGCCAGUUGCUUGUUCUUGAGACACUCAUUCAGGAUGGUCUUACCAGGAGUGUGGGUGGUCUUGCAACCCAUAUCUAUUACAGCAACCAAAUCCCUCACAUCAUUUCCCAUAUCGUCAGCAAAUUGUCCCACAAGAUCGGCAUCGCUCCCCAGCCAGAUACCAUCGAUGGUGUGCCAACUACAGAAUACCGCAAGGCUCAGCUCAAAUGCCUUACCUCUGUCAUCAAGACAAGCAAAGAGCAUGGCCGCCACGAGUCAGGUCUUCAUGUUGCCGAGAUUUCUUCCGAGCUUUUGACACCCUGCCUUGGUCUCUUGCUUGACGAGAAUGUGGGCGUCCGAACUGCUUUCGCACAGGCGCUCAUCACCUUCUUGGCGACCGAGGAUGAGGGCCACAGCCAAGAGUCAUUGCUAGCUACUCCGGCUCCGGCAGUCUCUAGCGAUUUGUAUUUCCGUGCUGCGACUCAUCAGACUUUGCAUGCUUACGCACGUCUCCCCACAGCCACCCCGACCGAUAUGGCUGCUAUCUAUGGAAUCCUUAGAGCCUUGUUUGCACACUUUCAGGAUGAUGAGUUUAUGCGAGUUGUGCCUGUUUUGUUCUCACUUCAGGACUGGAGCUUGCAGGAGGAUGCCGAAGACGGAUCUGGACAUGAGCAGGAUCCUACUAUAUUGGUAGCCCGUAAGCGUGCUAUUGCAACCGUCAUCGUCAUUUACUUGCAAAAGGCUGUGAGCAGCUACGGAAUGGCCGAGCCCUUGGAGUAUCUGGAAAACAUCCAAAAAUCCCGGGAGGGCGAGUCUCAGUGGUACCCGAUCUAUUAUGAGAACCAAGAGUCCCUGACGAGAACAAUUGGUCACCAGUGGGAAGCACCAUCGGAGCCUCUUUCCCCUGUGCUGACACAUCCUCUCGCACGGGAGCACCUGAUCACUUUGCUCACAACUGUCUCGGAUCGAUUCCGAUCCGGAGCAGACAGAUUCAGUUUCGCCUAUAACCCUGAAACCCAAUCCAACCUACUCUCUGCACAGUCGGCCAAAGAAGGCAACAACUCGAUCCUCUUUUCAUCUAUGAACAUCGCUGGAAAUCAGAGUCUAUUGGGACCCAAAGGUGAAGGCCGAAUCCGAGUGUCACGCCUUUUGGAGGACUGGGCUUUACCAAAGAUUGUAAUGCCACCCUCUACACAAGCCAACGGAUUGCUCUCAACAGAUGAGUCUGCAGAAGGCUCAGUUCAAUCAACACAGAUCAGUCGACGCACAAGCUUCUUCAAGGACAAUUUGAAUGAAGAGGCCAAUCAGUCGCACAAGACCAUUGGAGUUGAGAAUCUCAAGCAGGCAUUGUCGGCUGCUCAUCAGGCGGCAGACGGGGGUGACACCAACAGCUCGGUUGCCGGAAGUGAAUCACAUGGACCAUCACCCGCAUUACAACGCUUCUACAUGCACUCUGGCCAGCGUUCGAAGCAUCAUCAGUCGAGCAUCAACGGUGGCUCAUCUUUAUCGAUUUCGUCCAACUUGGCAACAUCGCGACCAGAACUUGCAGAUCUAUUGAAUUCGAUCCAGGUUACGGUACCUACAAAGGACAGCUCGCUCUCACUGGUGAUCCCACCUUACUAG
Molecule: messenger RNA, 2898 nt
Organism: Lobosporangium transversale
Lineage: Eukaryota; Fungi; Mortierellomycota; Mortierellomycetes; Mortierellales; Mortierellaceae
Exons: 3
Coding region: 1-2898 (965 amino acids)
Biological process (GO): protein localization to plasma membrane
Source: RefSeq, a predicted model, not a curated record